Drosophila willistoni is the source of this 599-nucleotide messenger RNA. RefSeq names its product calcium and integrin-binding family member 2 (gene Cib2). NCBI's taxonomy places the organism in Eukaryota, Metazoa, Arthropoda, Insecta, Diptera, Drosophilidae. The record is from RefSeq and is a predicted model, not a curated record. Gene Ontology annotation, molecular function: calcium ion binding. Bases 9 to 575 code for a protein of 188 amino acids. The transcript is spliced from 5 exons.
GGCAAACUAUGGGCAACAAAGUUGUUACCUUCACCGAACAGCAAUUGGAUGACUAUCAGGAUUGCACAUUCUUUACACGCAAAGAGAUUUUGCGUGUUCAUAAACGAUUUCGUGAACUACGGCCGGAUUUGGUGCCACGCCAAAUGACCGAGGGCCAGUCAAGUGUCAAGGUUCCCUGUGAGUGCAUUGAAAAGAUGCCCGAGUUGCGUGAGAAUCCUUUUCGGCGACGGAUCUGUGAGGCCUUCUCACGCGAUGGCCAGGGCAAUCUAUCCUUUGAGGAUUUUUUGGAUGCUCUCUCUGUCUUCAGCGAGCAGGCGCCCAGGGACAUAAAAGUUUUCUACGCUUUUAAAAUUUAUGAUUUCGAUCAGGAUGGCUUCAUUGGCCACGAUGACCUCAUGUCCUGUUUGACAACAAUGACCAAGAACGAUAUGAGUCCGGAGGAGCAUCAGCAGAUUGCAGACAAGGUAAUCGAGGAGGCCGAUGUCGAUGGCGAUGGCAAGCUAUCAAUUUUAGAAUUCGAGCAUGUCAUAUUGCGGGCCCCCGACUUUCUCUCAACCUUUCAUAUCAGAAUAUAAAUAGAGAAAACUUGUAUUAUUAAA